This is a messenger RNA of Didymella exigua CBS 183.55, 1359 nucleotides long. RefSeq names its product MFS general substrate transporter. NCBI's taxonomy places the organism in Eukaryota, Fungi, Ascomycota, Dothideomycetes, Pleosporales, Didymellaceae. The transcript is spliced from 3 exons. The record is from RefSeq and is a predicted model, not a curated record. Gene Ontology annotation, molecular function: transmembrane transporter activity. Gene Ontology annotation, biological process: transmembrane transport. The coding region runs from base 18 to 1232 and encodes 404 amino acids.
ACGAGCAGUCGAAUCUGAUGGCCACGUUCGUCGUGUCGGUCUAUCUUCUUGGAUUCGCCAUCGGCCCUCUCUUCAUCGCGCCCAUGUCCGAGAUGUUCGGCCGUAUGCCCCUCUACAACAUCUGCUCCGUGCUGUUCGUCAUCUUUAACGUGGGCUGCGCCCUCUCCACGUCAAUGGGCAUGCUCAUCGCCUUCCGGCUGCUCGCAGGCUGCGCCGGUGCCUCGCCCCUCACGCUCGGCGGCGGCACAAUCGCCGACAUGUUCCCGCAGGAGCAGCGGGCCGGCGCCAUGGCAAUCUACUCCAUGGGCCCCCUGCUCGGCCCCAUCAUCGGCCCCGUCUGCGGCGGCUUCCUCGUCGAGGCCCUCUCGUGGCGCUGGGUGUUCUGGAUCCUGGCCAUCUUCGGCGGCGUGUUCGGCAUCAGCCUCGCCGUCGUCGGCCGGGAGACGUUCCACCAGACCAUCCUCAACACUAAGGUCGCGCGCCUGCGCAAGGAAACGGGCAACGCGCAGCUCCGCAGCAAACUCAACAACGGCCUCUCGUCCAAGGAGGUCUUUGUCCGCGCCAUCGCACGCCCGAUGAAGAUGCUGUUCUUCAGCCCUAUCGUGUUCCUCAUGUCGCUGUACAUCUCCGUCAACUACGGCAUCCUGUACCUGUUCUUCACGACCAUGACAUUCGUCUUCGAGGGGCAGUACGGAUUCUCCUCGGGAGCCGUCGGGCUCGCGUAUCUGGGCAUGGGCAUGGGCAUGAUCUUCGGCAUGGCCGCGCUGGGCAUGCUGUCGGACAAGAACAUCAAGAAGCACCAGGCCAAGGGCAACGCGAAGCCCGAGCACAGACUGCCCAUGUUCCUCACGGUUCCCGGCGCGGUGAGCCUGCCGCUGGGCAUCUUCGUGUACGGCUGGACGACGAACUACGGCGUGCAUUGGAUUGUCCCCAUCAUCGGCACGGCCUUCAUCGGCGUCGGCAACCUGACUGCCAUGAUGACGAUCCAGACCUACCUUGUCGACGCCUUCAACGUGCACGCCGCGUCCGCCAUCGCUGCCAAUACCGUGCUGCGCUCCGUCUUCGGCGCCGUGCUGCCCCUCGCCGGCCUCGACAUGUACGACAAGCUGGGCCUUGGGUGGGGAAACUCGCUGCUGGGCUUCGUCGCGCUGGCCUUCAUCCCGGUGCCGGUGCUGUUCAGAAUCUACGGCGAGCGCAUCAGGACGAACCCGAGGUUCCAGGUGCAGUUCUAGGCUGGCGGUAGUUGCGUGAGGAGUGGGUUUGUGUCGCCCAUGGCGGAGUUGCGCGAUUGUCGGUUUCUUUGCAGCAUAUACCCCGAUAGUAGCGUCAUUGUAAUCCAAAGUUAGCCACUGUGAUGGA